This is a messenger RNA of Aplysia californica (California sea hare), 5536 nucleotides long. RefSeq names its product zinc finger CCCH domain-containing protein 13. The record is from RefSeq and is a predicted model, not a curated record. Lineage: Eukaryota; Metazoa; Mollusca; Gastropoda; Aplysiida; Aplysiidae.
GGGUCAGACAGUAGCCCCGAGCGGUCCCACAAGAAGAAGAAGGACAAGGCCAGCAAAAAGAAAGAGAAGAAAAAGCACAAGAAAGUUGCCGAUCGAGAAGUCUCGGUGGAAAAACCGAGGGAAGGAAAGAGGAAGCACGAGUCGGAGGAUGAGAAGGCUACACCCCACAAAAAGCGCAAAAAGAAGAAGCUGGACAAACGGCACGGACAAGAGAUCAGCCCGCCUCCUGCCGCCCCGGCCCCGCCCCCGGUCCCCGUCGGAGGCAAGCACAAGAAGAUGGCCGCCGCGGGAGCCAAGCUGGCCAAGGGAGCCGAUCUCUACAACCCAGAAUUCCCCACGUCCAUCGCGCCUCGCGACGCGUCACAUGAUGUGUCUUCAAGCAAAAAGAAAAUGUCCUCGUCCUCCUCGCCCACCCCUAAAGUCAAAGGGAGGAAGAAGAAGAAAAAGGGCAAAGAGUUGGUGGAGCCGGUGCCUCCCAGCAGUGGCGGGGGUGGUGGUGGCGGGGGCGGUGAGUUGGGGGUGGGGUCGCUCCAAGAAGCUCCUCUCACCCCUCAUGAAAGUGCUGAAGGUGAAGAAGGGCCCCGAGUCGGUGAGCUCCAAGCGCUCGAGGUCGGCCAGCCGGGACUCGGCCCCGCCCGUGCGCAAGAGCGCGUGGUCGAAGGAGAGCCGGGAGUCAGUUUCCGAUCAGAAGCGAGGCGGGAAGAUGGUGGAGGAUCGGGGUCGCCCCAAGGAUCGAGGGGCCGGCAGGAAGGAGGAAGGUCACAGCAGCCGGGACGCCGGGGGCCACCGGAGGAACUUGUCCUCACAACCCAGUCGAGACGCGGCGCACGAAAUGGAGCACUUGCGGGACGGCUCGCGGGAUUCCCGACGGGACGGUGGGAAAGAUCGCAAAGAUGGCAGUGUUGGGAAGGGGGCAGACUCGGUCAGAGGGUCGGAUCGUGACCGGGAACGGGAUAGGGAGAGAGAUGGGGGGAAAGGAGGAGGCGGAGGAGGGAGCGGCAGAGGAGGUGAUGUGAGGAAGGACGGGCCCCCGGCUCCGUCUUCGCGGGAGAGGGAGAGGGGAGGGGACAGAGAGAGAGGAGGAGACAGGGAGAGAGAGAUGGGGCGAGGAGAGAACAGAGAGAGAGGCCGGAGAGGCGGAUCCCUGGAUAGGGAUAGAGAGGAGAGGAUGAGGAGAGGCACGGGAGAUUUCAGCACCCCUCACCAGAUGAACCAACAGGGUGACAGAGCUGGACGCUUUGGUCAGCGAGGAGAAGGUGACCGGGACCAGCGUUCGUUUGAGGAGCCGUCUCGCUUCCACGCCGGCGGGGAUUCUGGCGGGCCCCGAGGCGGUCAAUUUGGAGCUGAACGCGACCGGCAGAGGGGAGGGUUUGACCGAGGUGGCAAUGAUUCAUUUGAUCGGAGAGACCAGAGAGGAUUUGAUGGCCGGAUAGACAGAGGAAGACCUGGCUUCCCAGGUCCUGGGCGAGGCGGCGAGAGGUCAUGGGAGAGGGGAGCGAGAGAUGGACGAGAUGGCUACCGAGAUGACAUGGAGGGGGGGAGGGACGGGCGAGGGGGAGGGGGAUUCGGGGAGUUUAGGGGGGAGGACAGGGUCCGAGAGUUUGGCAGCGGGAUGCGUGAUGACCGUCGCGGCGUGGGGAGGGAGGAGAGGUUGCUUCCCUUUCCUCCGGGGAGCAACGACGGGAAGGGCCCCUUGCCUGGUGCGGAGGGGCGGGACGGCGGGCGGUUUGCGGGUGGUGGGGAGGACGUGAUUGGCCCGCGGGGGGGUUUUGGUGUGCGGGACGAUGACUGGAAGCCGCGGGAGGGGUCCCAUGACUCGAGGGAGCGAGAGAGAGAGGAGGGUCGCAGCAGGAGAGGGGGGGAGGAGUCGUCGGGAGGGGACGGGCGUUUGAGUCGGGGUAAUGGACGAGUGGAGCCGGCGCUUGCGGCGAAGGAUAAACUGUUGGACAGAGACGUGAAGGGGAGGGGAAUUGGGGAGAGAAAUUCUGGGCCCCCUGCGUUGUUGGAAGUGUCGGGUGCCAACAAGCCCAGUGCCACAGCCAAGGUGAAGGCCUCGCCUGCCAAGGAUGAGUCCCCACUAGCCAGAGACGAGCCCUCACUUGCCAGUUUGUUCUCGCAAACCGAGACCAUCGGGGUCAAGAAGAAGCCUCAGACCAAAAGUUUCGGCGGGAAGAAAAGCCCGAAGAGCUCGGACGAUGUGGGGAAAAAUGCUGACAAGUCGAAAUCGGCUAUCGGCAGUCGACUUAGCUCUCGCAGAGGUAAUCGGGCAACCGAGAGGAAGGCUCCACCUCCAAAAUCUGGCGAUAUGGGCAAGGAAAAAGAUGGUGGCAAAGAUGAAACAAAGGCUGUUGGCAAGGGCGAGGACAGUGCAAAAGACAGCAAAGUCUCCCGUACGCCCUCCCCCAAAGGCUCCCAGAAGAGUGGAGACUCGACCAGGUCCCGGCAGUCCCAGAGCCGGGCGUCCAAGCGGUCGUCUCGCUCUCCCGAGUCCAAGACCUCGCCGGCGCCGCCCAAGAGAGUCACCGACAGCUCUCGCUCGCCGCGGAAAACCUCGCGCUCGCCAGCGCCUGGGUCGACUACGAUGACAGCGACGACAACGACGACAGCUGGUAGAGAUAGGUCAGACCGCAAGGGGGACCCGGCCACGUCCUCACGCUCCCCAGCCCCCAGUGCGGGGAGUCUGAGGGAGCGGAGGAAGAAGGAGGAGGAGGCGAAGGUGGCCCCCAUGGAGAAAGACAAGAAAAGGCCUAGGUCAAGGUCGGGCAGCCAGUCGGGCUCGGAGUCGCGACACAGCAGCCACGUGGUGCCGGUGGUGGAGGAGGAGAAGAAACGGCGCAAGUCCUCCGAUACCGACGACGGUCAGCAGGACGAGAAAGUGUUCAGCGAUUGGUCGGACGAUGACGACGCAGCCAACAUCCUGGAGGGAGGCGACCCCAGGAAGAACGAGGUGGAAGACUUGGACCAUCAUGAGUACGAACCAGAGCCCAGACACCGUCGCAGCCCGGCCGGAGCUCGUUACCCCGACCACCGCCACAACCGCCCCAUGGACUUUGAUAACCCCGGACUGGUGGACAUACUUAUGGAGAACCAUUGUGAGUAUCUUGGACAUUGACCUAGCGGCCCUGAUGCCGGCGGCCAAACCGCGCGCGCCGCCCGGCCCCGUGUUCCAGCGCUAUAAGGCGUCGGCCGUGUUCGGAGAGCUGGGGCUGUCCCAGGCCUACGCCGGCGACGGCCUGUACGUGCAGGUCAAGGACGCCUGUCAGAGACAGCUGGACAAGAUGGCCGACGACGAGAGCCGGGCGUCUGAAGAACUGGCAGCGAGUGUGGAGAAGAAGGAAGAGUCUUCGACAGCGCCAGAAAGCGUUUCCGGCGAGGUGAAAAAGGAAAACCUGGAGAAAACAUUGAACCCUGUUGUGAAAUCCGAACCCGAUACGGACGCCGCAAUGGACGUUCAGACUUCUGAACCACCACAGUCGUCCACGUCUGAGGAAAAAACCGACCAACAGAUAUCGACGACCUCCUCGGAAAAGCCGAAUGUUAAAACUGGCAAAUCGGCAGUCCUGACGGCUGUGGCGAAGCCAGAAUUCAGACUUUACGGUGGCACGUCGGCUUAUCACAGACUGUACAAAUCCAGGGCCCAGCACAAGUCUGCUCUGCUGGACAACGUUGGCCUGUUCCGACGCGCUCUCACCGCUCGCAAAGACCUGGAUGUUCGCAGACAGUUGUGUCGGAUUGACCCGAAGUACGACCAAGGCGCCGUCUAUCCGUCUGGAUCGGGGGACCCAGAUCUUCUCCGACAGUGUGUGCUACUUUUCCGCCAACAUCGGCCGCAGGGCUUAUCCCUCCCGCAGAGCAAUGGCGUUCGACAAGGAUACUCGGUGACCUCAGACAAGGACACCAGCGGUGUGAAGCAAGAGGCAGCCAGUAUAGAGAGCUCUUAGGUGUUCAUUUUGUGAAGGUUAAUUAGCCCCUUGGUGAUGUAUGGUUUUUCCUACUUUUACUGUACCCAAUUAUUGCUAUGCAGGACGUUCAAAGUUAUUGUAGUGCUAUUAUAGAAAACUGUACGGUGUACAUAGUAAGGUCCACGCGAUUGCCGUAAUCGGCGGAUUUUAGGAUGCACAUUGUACGGGAGGACGUCAUCUUGGCACACAAUGUUGGACGUACGAUGUACGGGAGCUGUUAACCCCUUUAUUGCUGGGGGGUGUGCUGGGUUCCUACCGUCAGCUCUGAUUUUCAGUCAGUUUUAAGUUUGUUAGCCAGGACAGCGGUCUCAUGUCUCAGUGGUAGUGGAUUCUCCCGUCUAUAUUUAGCCUGCUCAUGACCUCUUGGGACCCGCAGGGCUUUGAUAGUGUCACUUUCCUCACUCUCCUCAUUUCAUAUAGUCUCAAUCUUGCCUGUAAUUUCAUACAACUUGCUAGUCGAAAAGUGAAAUCUGCUGCCUUUUUUAAAGUUGUUUUGAUGUUUGCGUUUUGCGAGAACACACUUUUGUCUACAACACGAGACUUAUGUUUAUAGAUGGCUUGCAAGACUAGCAACUGAUACAAGCAAAUUUGGUACCGGUCUGUGCAUCAUUUUCUACUCCUGAAUACACUGUGCUUGUGGCUAAAUCUCUGUACUGAAGAAUUAGAGCCAGAUAGAUGAUACGAUGUACCGGUAAUGUUUUAUGAGCAACCAAGAACGGCAAAUUUUGCCAACUUUCAUUAUGUCCAGUGUACGGCACAAAUGAAUUUUGGAAUUACACAUUUUUUCGGUGUAUUAGGUAUGUCUUAAGGCAGCGAAGGGGUCAGUAAAUGAAUAGCGUUUGUAUAACGCUUAUCUCUGCUUGACAGCAAGCUCUGUGCACUUUACAAUCUACGGUUGAGUCUGCUUGAAAUUCAGAACCGGCUGUAAACCGAGAGAAAGUAAAAAUCGCUGUUUUUUUCUUCUGUUGAGCAAGGUCUCUAAACUGAAAACCGAGCGUAACCGAAGAAAACAGAUUUUGGUUAUUGAGUUGAUUGGGGGCUUAAAACCUUUACAGCUACACGGCAGAAUGUUCAGACUGGACUGGCGUCUGUGGUGCAGUGAUUAGGCACUUUGCUGUCUCACUCUGGAGACCCUGAGUUCUAUUCCCAAGUGGGAAGAAAAUCUUAAUCGAGUGUCUCGGUCUAUCUGCUGGAAUGUUGUAUCCCUCUCAGCUUGGGUUGGCUCUGACAGGCAGGGUAGGAAGCUCGCCUCCUAUAGGAUCUAAGUUGUAUUGGUGAGGGUCUAAAAACAUCUGUAUUUAAUUAUUUUUUUUAAAGAAAAAAAAAGAUGUUAAGACUGGAUAUCCAUUUUCUUGUGGACACUUUCAAAAAGAGGAAAGUUUUAUUAUCCCCCAAAAUCUGACUGGGGAUGUUACUGGACUUGGUUGAAGAUAAUGCGAUGAAACCCCCCAAAAUUUCUCAUUUUACUUUUGACUCUUUAAAAAAAACAUUUUUCUCCCAAUUUCCCAGCUCUAUCGUCGCCCUUGUGAUGCGACUGCCUAACCCCAGUAGAGUAAAUCUUAUGGGAGAAGUAA